Helobdella robusta is the source of this 3741-nucleotide messenger RNA. RefSeq lists its product as hypothetical. The transcript has 19 exons. Gene Ontology annotation, molecular function: microtubule binding. The coding region runs from base 1 to 3741 and encodes 1246 amino acids. Lineage: Eukaryota; Metazoa; Annelida; Clitellata; Rhynchobdellida; Glossiphoniidae. The record is from RefSeq and is a predicted model, not a curated record. Gene Ontology annotation, biological process: intracellular signal transduction; regulation of mitotic cytokinesis.
AUGUCCGAUAUAGAAACAGUUGAUUCAGAUAAUAACAGUAAUAAUAAUAAUAAUAAUUGUUCUCGUUGUGGUUCUUCAAAUGAAGCUGAUGUUGAAGUUGCAAGUUCGCUGAAAUCAUUGUGCAGUCAGACAGGUGGCUUGUCUGCAGUGGCCUACAAAAAUGGGACUCAUCAGAGGAGUGUGAGAGUUGUGGCUCACAAUUUGCAAUCAUUUUUGGACAAAUGUACAACGAAGCUAGAUCUAUGUUCAGCAGCUAGAAGAUUAUUUAAUAGGGAUGGUUCCGAAAUAUUCCAUCCUGAUGACGUUCUGGACAGAAAUCAUGUCUUUGUGUCUUGUGGGGAGAAUUUCAUAUACACGAAUGAAGAAGCAUCAAGAGAUGAUUUUUUAACUUCCUUGCCAGACUACCUGAACGCUAAAAUGUCGUCAACAUGGACGGCCAAUGGAUUGGUCUGGGGUGAAAAGUUCAAGAGGAAAAAAAUUAAGAUGGCCAAAAUGUCGAAAAGAUUGAGACGUCUGUUGGAGCCGCCAAAGAAAAGAUUUCUUCUGUUUGAGAACGGAUCGAGUGAAAAUUCGGUAGAGGUGGCUGUGCAUCUGAAUGCUGUGGACGAGUUGUUGGAUGUGGCCACCACAAAGUUGGAACUGAACAGUAGAGCCAGGCUGCUCUUUGACUGGAAUGGAAUGCAAGUUGAUGACUUGAACAACGUGCGGUGGCAUGGUCCAUGUGGGGUGUCCAGGGGUGAGGGCUUCAGUCCAAGGGGGGUCUUCACUUUUUUGAGUGUUUUCGUGAGAUUUUUGAAGUUGAAGCUGAAGAACAGGAUGAAAUAUCAACAUCAGAUAUUAGCAGCCAAAUCAGAAGAAACGAAGCAUUGUACGGAGAUAACUUCACUGCUGUCCAUGUCAACGAGGGAGUUGGACGAAGAGCUGAGGUCUGUCAGUGGUGAGGGGCGAGACAUCAGGGAUGUUCUCGAUCAACUGAACGAACAGAUGAACAAGUUGAUGAAAGAUUAUUCCAACGAAUCCGUAUGUAACAAGGAAGGCAGCGGUUACAAGCUGAAGCACAUCAAGGAAAUACAGUCCGACAGCAAACUCAUUGGCACCAAGGGAUUGAGAUUGAAGGUAUACAGCAACAACAGCAACAAAGCAGUCCUAACAACAGUCUAUUUCAACAUGCAACAAGCGCAGAGAUCAGUAAACCAGGCAGACAGCAGAUCAAACGUUGCUCAACAAUUAAUGGCCAUGCUGCUUGACAGGGUAAGCGAAGUGUUGAACAUGAACCCCCACUACCAAGGAACGUCAAGAGUCAAGUGUUUGUACGAUGAGGGAGGCGAGCCGGUGAGGCGGGUUGAAGACCUCACCUACGAUCAGUGCUUAUAUCUCUCCAUUGUUCAGCCCGUACUCGCUAACAGCUGUCCGCUGGUGUUGCAGGUCGUUGUUCGCAAGUCUCAGCGGACGAGUGGAGAAGAGGUUGCCGACGCUGGCAGUCGUGAUAAAAAUCAAAAUAAUAAUAAAACCAGACGAAAUAAGAAGAAUAACAAUAAUAAUAAUAAUCCUGAUAACAGUGUGAAUAAGAAAAAGAGGAAGAAUAAUGUUAAUAAUGAUGUUGAUGAUUAUGACGAUGGUGAGUUCGAUGAUGACAAGGAUGGUGCUAUUAAUAAAAAUGAUGAGGAGCAUGAGGAAGAAGAGGAUGCAGGAAAUGAUGCUGCUGCUGCAACUAAUCGCGGUGAAGAUGUUGAGGAUGGUAACAGAAAUGUGGUAAAAGAUGGUGAUGGAGAUGAUAGGGGUGACAAUAGUGAUGAUGAUUGUGGUAAUGAUGAUAGUAAUGUUUAUGAUGGUGAUGGUCAUUUAGUGGCGUACGAUGUAACAGUUGGCUGCAAGAUUGAAAGUAGAAACAACCAUGAUAAUGACUCAAAUAACAUCAGCAAAACAUGGAACCACGAUAACACUUUGAAUUACAAGCCUUCCAAACAGAACUUCAAUCAGAGAAGCUAUGUUGAUCAAACUGGAGGUGAUGCGAUUAACUUGAUGCUAGUGGCAACAAAUCAAAAAGUUGCCUUCUCAUUCCAACACAAAGACAACACUGUUGACGUUGAGGGGCUGUUGGUCAAAGUUGGAAACAACAUUAGCAACAAUGGCAGCAGUAAUUGUGUGGAUUAUUUUAAGUGGUCUGUCGAUGAUAAUGAUUCUGGUUUCAUCACAUUAAAGGACAGGAUCGAUUCUUACCUGACACUGCUGGACAGAAGUUAUGCACACACUCUGGACAUUUCCUCAGAUGGCAGUCGAAACAACUUCAAUCAUGACAACAGUGAAAUGAAAGUAAACAAAGUAAAUGUGAACAACAACAACAGCUACAACAACAACUACAACAACAACAAUUACAACAACAACAACAAUUACAACAACAACAUCUGCAACGAGAAAGGAGAUGCCUCUGCAUUUGAACCUGGCCACUGCAGUCUCUCAACCUUCAACUCACUGCGCUGCCCAAUCAAUGAUGUCUUCAAAAGUAAGUACGUGAAGUUGACUGUACUGAAGAAUGGCGAAAGGAACAGCGAGAGGUCUGCUGUGUUUUUGGAUGACUGCACGUACAAGCUGUCGCUGUCCACACCGGCUCGUCACGUGUUCGACAGCAGAGGAAACAAACUGACCGACACGAGCAUGCUGGCCAGUCAGCAAGUUAUCUACGUAUCGCAGACCGACGGAUGGAUCGAUCCGAACAUGAACUUCAGUGAGCGCCAACAACAAAGAUACAAACAACAACAACUACAACAUCAACAACCACCUUACCAAAGGCAUCAUCGUCAACAACAGCCUGACUACCGAUCACAUCAACAACGACAACAACUGCAACAAGCGUCUUCUCAUAAAUCUAAGAAGUCAAACGACAGUAAGGUGUUGAGAUUGAAAAGCACGAAACUGUCACAUGACAACAUCGCUAAUCAUAAUCAGUUCCUGAGUGAUGGUGAUGACACUACCAAUAAUAAUGACAGCAACAUAAAUGAGGAUCGUCAUCAUCAUCGGUCUUGUCACCAAGAUUUCAACAACGGUGACGAUGAAAGAGGGGAACUUAUUAAUAAAAAUUAUGAAGAAACUGCUGAAAAUGACGACCAUCAACAUCAUCAACAACAUCAUCAACAACAACAACAACUAUCUCAACAACCACAACAACCAUUUGUAAUAGUUCUUGAACAGCAGCAACAACAACAAAACAAACACCCAGAUAUAGAGACGACGAGAUCACGCAAUAACACUGAUGGCUUCGCUACCAGAUCUGAAUAUAAUCAUACACACCACAAACAACAGCAAAAAGUUAAAAAAGUUCAAUUUCUUGAUGCUAAUGAAGACCACCACAACAACACUAACAGACCUCAUAGCAGCAACAAUCGCAAUAAAACACAGCACAACGACAACGACAAACAUGCGACGAACAACAUCAACAACAAACAUGCGACAAACAACAAACCAGCUAGUACUACAACAACAAACUCAACCACGAACAAGCCAACAAAGGUAGCUGUUUACAUCAAUGGUGAUUCGUCAAUGUCUCUACACAGUGUUUUUGGUAACAGCAUAGAACAAAUAUUAGAUGACUGCACGAGAAAAUUUAAACUUCAAAUUCCCGCCAAAUAUCUGUUCACGGAUGAUGGAAAGAUGAUCACAGACGUCAGCGAGUUGAAGCUCGGGCAGAAGUUGUGCGUCUCAACGAGCAAAAAAUUUCUAAAAGUUAAUUCAAGUCUUAAGUAG